Coccidioides immitis RS is the source of this 477-nucleotide messenger RNA. RefSeq lists its product as uncharacterized. The transcript has 2 exons. Bases 1 to 477 code for a protein of 158 amino acids. The record is from RefSeq and is a predicted model, not a curated record. Lineage: Eukaryota; Fungi; Ascomycota; Eurotiomycetes; Onygenales; Onygenaceae.
AUGUCAAGCAAUGGCAAAUUGCGGGUUCUUGGUCGCCAGCAAACGAGCUCUGCUUCUGUCGUAAAGAGAGCAGAUGAAAUGGACAGUCCAAAACUCCAUGUUGUGUUCUAUCGACCCCGUUACGGCAAUUUUCAACAUUGGGCAUUGUAUCUUGAUGCCGACGACCAGGAUGUAAUCUUUGAGGUUGUUGGAUCGCAUCCGAACUUCCAGCCCAAUGUCGUGUAUUCGAAACCCGAACGUUCCAAGAAUUUUGUUGGCAAAGUCUUCAUUGCUACAAUGAGCAAAAACGACAUUCAAAGGGUGCAUGAUGUCGUCCGUGAGACUCCUGUGGAUAACGACACCGUGGAAUGGGAUUGUCAGGAAUAUGUGCUUGAUAUUCUCGACAAGCUAGAAGAUGAGUUCAUUUUGGAAGAGGAUGAUGAGGAGUACCGUGAAGCUCGGGAUGAAUUGAAGGAAAAGCGAGGCGCAAUCCUCUAA